AUGCACAUUCACCUUCCCCACUUCUCUUCCUCCAAAUCUUCCUCUAAAAAAUCAUCUAAAUCAUCUCUCACCCACCAGGUUCACGGCGUCAUGAAAAUCUUCCAUCAUGAGAAAGAAUCCGAGGCCCAUCAGAUAUUUCGUCAACAAGUCGGUCAUCAGCCCAAGGGCAUCCUAGGCCUUCCUCAGACUAUUAACCCUGAUGAAGAAACCGUGCCUGGUAUCGAGCACCCAGGCAGUACUGGCGUUAUUUACUGUUCCGAUCGCGCCAUAGCGAAUGGUUUCAGCUACGCUAAUUCGCACGAGUGGGCAAACUUGGGUCAGGGCGCUCCAGAGGUCGGCCCUAUCCCAAAUGCCCCACCCCGCCCAGAGAGCAUUCCCUUGCCUGUUGAUUCUUUGGAAUAUGCCCCCACAACGGGUGUUAAAGCCCUUCGUGAAGCAGUGGCGAAUCUCUACAACGACAAUUAUCGCAAAGGCAAAGCAAGCCAGUAUACAUUUGAAAACGUGUGUAUCGUGCCCGGUGGACGUGCGGGGCUCUCCCGUGUCGCUGCUGUCGUUGGGGAUGUGUAUUGCUCAUACCAAAUCCCAGACUAUACCGCCUAUGACCAGGUUCUAAGUGCAUUCAAACGACUCGUCCCUGUUCCUACUGCGCUGGAUCCCAAGAAUAAAUAUCGUCUUGAUAUCGAACAAACCAAGAAAGACAUCCGUACCCAAGGUCUUGCGGUUGUUAUUGCCUCGAACCCGAGGAACCCGACGGGGCAAGUUAUUGCUGGCAAAGAACUGAAAGAGCUCGUUUCACUCAGCCGGGAGAACACGACGAUCAUUCUUGAUGAGUUCUACUCCUGGUACAUCUACCCCGAAAACGACAAAGAUAUCGGAAAGAGCAUCUCCUCUGCCGAGUAUGUUGAGGAUGUAAACAGUGAUUCGGUAGUUAUCAUCGACGGGUUGACCAAGAACUGGCGUCUCCCAGGCUGGCGCAUCUGUUGGGUCAUCGGGCCUAAGAACCUCAUCACCGCACUCUCGCAAUCGGGUUCGUUCCUUGAUGGAGGUGCGAAUCAUCCCAUGCAGCUCGCGGCCCUUCCGCUCCUUGAGCCGGACCGUGUCAAGGUGGAGAAGAUGGCCCUUCAAAAACACUUCAAAGCCAAGCGGGACCACGUGCUGAAGCGCUUGCACGCGCUCCAUCUCGACGUAGACGUUCCUCCACAAGCGACGUUUUACAUCUGGCUGAACUUGGAGAAGCUACCCCCUCCGCUUAACAAUGGUUUGACCUUCUUUGAAGAGCUCCUGAAAGAGCAAACGAUCGUGAUCCCGGGCAUCUUCUUCGACAUCAACCCGGCGCACCGCAGGAAUCUGUUCAACAGCCCGUGUCAUCACUAUGUGCGGCUGUCGUUUGGACCGCCUAUCGACGAUUUGGACAAGGGUGGGUUUACUACUCGUCUCAAAGGUCUUUUCAUGCCUUCUCCAUCCUUUUUACUCGCAUCUUUCUGCAUACUGUAUUGUCCGGUGAUACUGACGUCAGCACGGCGCACAGGUAUCGACGCCAUCGGUCGGGUGGUCGCUGCUGCGAGACAGGGAGGCACGAGGAAGAUGGGACACAGCUAUAAGAAGAGCUUGGAGAGCAACCCUGGGGAGCAUAUCUGA
Suillus paluster is the source of this 1638-nucleotide messenger RNA. RefSeq names its product pyridoxal phosphate-dependent transferase. Gene Ontology annotation, biological process: biosynthetic process. NCBI's taxonomy places the organism in Eukaryota, Fungi, Basidiomycota, Agaricomycetes, Boletales, Suillaceae. Bases 1 to 1638 code for a protein of 545 amino acids. Gene Ontology annotation, molecular function: pyridoxal phosphate binding. The transcript has 15 exons. The record is from RefSeq and is a predicted model, not a curated record.